Messenger RNA from Mycena citricolor, 328 nucleotides. The record is from the annotation of a GenBank genome assembly. Lineage: Eukaryota; Fungi; Basidiomycota; Agaricomycetes; Agaricales; Mycenaceae.
GUCAGCAGGAUGAGGAGCAUAGUCACACAAAUACCUUGACCCUGCCAGAGAACGGUAGGCGACAUGUUUCGCGGUCGGUGGGGUCGAGUCGGUCUGCGUUCAAGCCUGGACUGUGAUUCGGUGGGCGCAACAGGAAGCUUGGCGACAAAAAUGCGGCCAGUGCACGGGGUUCUAGAUCAAUCUUCUUCCUUGGAAAUCAGACCAGAUGUGCUACGCGAUGACAUACUACUCGAGAAGCAGGGCAUGAAGGGCAUCAAGUAUUCGGCAUGUUGUCAAACUUUCGAGCGACAGCGGUGACGGUUCACUCAGGAGCUGCGAGCGAUAGCGG